This is a messenger RNA of Myxocyprinus asiaticus (Chinese sucker), 2664 nucleotides long. It is a transcript of the gene sox1b, whose product is annotated as SRY-box transcription factor 1b. Gene Ontology annotation, biological process: regulation of DNA-templated transcription; anatomical structure morphogenesis; cell differentiation. Bases 277 to 1302 code for a protein of 341 amino acids. The record is from RefSeq and is a predicted model, not a curated record. The transcript has a single exon. Gene Ontology annotation, molecular function: DNA-binding transcription factor activity, RNA polymerase II-specific; RNA polymerase II cis-regulatory region sequence-specific DNA binding. NCBI's taxonomy places the organism in Eukaryota, Metazoa, Chordata, Actinopteri, Cypriniformes, Catostomidae.
UUCUACCCCACCGCUGAAAGUAGCUCAAAGACAAUUCUGCACUGGAUGUGAAAAUUAAACCAAGGGAAAGUUAGAAUAAAAUAAAGGAAGACGAUCUGCCGCAAAGUUGUCAUCCAUCAUCUGUUUGGAUUUUUAUCUCUGUUCCAAGUUGCCUCUUUUUUGUUAGACGUCUGUUUUAUUAGACGGUUUUACGGGUGUGCGCCAGGGAACGGGGACGCUGAGGCUGUAUCGAGUGAAUGUUUCUGUGUGUGAUCUGAGUAAGUUAAAGCCAGGUGAAUGUAUAGCAUGAUGAUGGAAACGGACUUGCACUCUCCGGGACCACAGACUAACACAAACACGGGUCACACUGGACCCAACAGCGGCAGCAAAGUUAACCAAGACCGCGUAAAGAGACCCAUGAAUGCGUUUAUGGUGUGGUCUCGGGGUCAGCGCAGAAAGAUGGCACAGGAGAAUCCUAAAAUGCACAACUCGGAAAUCAGCAAGCGCCUGGGAGCCGAGUGGAAAGUCAUGUCCGAGGCUGAAAAGCGACCAUUCAUUGACGAGGCGAAAAGAUUACGUGCCAUGCAUAUGAAGGAGCAUCCGGAUUACAAGUACCGACCUCGGAGGAAGACCAAGACACUGCUUAAGAAGGACAAAUACUCUUUGGCCGGUGGCCUGCUCGCUGGAUCUGGGAGCGGAGGAGGCUUGGGUCUGGGAAUGGGUGCUGGAGGGGUCGGGCAGAGGUUAGAGAGUCCGAUGGGUCACGGUGGGAGCACCGCGGCGAGCUACGCACACAUGAACGGCUGGACAAACGGUACAUACUCGGGCCAGGUGGCUGCCGCCGCGGCUGCGGCUGCAAUGAUGCAGGAGGCUCAGCUCGCCUACAGUCAGCACCCGGGCAGCGGAGCGCAUCACCACCACGGGCACCACCACCACCAUCCACACAAUCCCCAGCCUAUGCACCGCUACGAAAUGACAGCCCUCCAGUACAGCCCCAUGUCAAACUCUCAGAGUUACAUGAGUGCUUCACCGUCAGGCUAUGGGGGGAUAUCCUACACGCAACACCAAAACUCCAGCGUGGCUUCAUCGGGGGCCAUCGGCACGCUGGGAUCUCUGGUGAAAUCAGAACCGAGCGUAAGCCCUCCCGUUACCACUCACUCCCGAGCCCCUUGUCCCGGCGACUUGCGAGAGAUGAUAAGCAUGUACUUACCGGCGGCGGAGACGGGGGAUCCGUCAAUCCAGAGCAGACUUCACGCUGUACCGCAACACUAUCAAAGUUCCACGACGAGCGUGAACGGAACCGUUCCACUGACACACAUAUGAAAAGAUAUGAAACUACGCAUUCAGACUCAAGAUACCAAAUAUUUACCUCUUUCAGAGCAAAACUUUUGUACAGAAUGUUUGUUCUUGUAAAUUUGAAGGUGACAAUAUUUAAAUAUAAAACUUAAAAACAGAGGGGUGUCGUUGGGAUGUCGUCUAAAUAAUGUGUCCAUAUUUUAACGAAAUUACACAACGUGAGCUUUACACAUUUGCUUAUUGCGAGGGAUGCAUUCUGAUUUGUUUUUCUGUGUGUGAGAGAGAUGGUACAAUGUGUUUAAAACAGGAAAAAGAGAAUGUGCUAGAGUGUAACAAAUAGUCAAAAUACAAUGUUUUUGAGGUUUUCUAAGAUUUUUCUCAAUCCCAAUUUGAUUUGUCAAUUUGUGAGUUACUGUAUUUGAUCUAUUCCUUAUUUGUUUGUUGUAUUUUUCUUGUACAUUGUGAACAUAUUCCAGAGAAGAUUGAUAAACAUCUGUAUAUAUAAUUCGGUUUUGCCAGGAAAAAAAAGGAAACGUUCUGCGUUAAUGUGAGAAGAAUAAAUUUCACAGCUUUUGCUCUGAUUCUGGAAAGUUAGUUUGCUCUGUUGUUUUGCCUUUUACUCAAUGGCAUCUGCGAACAAGCUGUUUACAGUAAAAAUGUAUUUCCAUGUGAUAAUGUUUACAUCUCUGUAUAGACAAGGGGUUUUUUUAGUCGUUUUUAGUUAUUUUAAUCUCUCAAACAAAUAUCGGGACAAAACCCCGAAUUAGAACAAACAAUAGUUAGUAAAUGGGAAAUAUUAUGAGCUCAGAUUAAUUUCAAUUAUAGGCCUAAAAGUGUAAAUAUUCUUGUGUGAACAUGUUAAUGGUGAUACAGUGACGGACGAAUGUAAAUUGAAGAAAAAAAAAAGAAAGAAAGAGAAAGAAGAAACCAAUUUCAGUUGUCAGGCUAUCAACAAAUAUCUCGAACUAUAGAGAAACAUAUCAGUCAAAUAUAGGCUAUUAAAAAUAUUUGAAAGAAGUCGAAAGUAAAUGAAGCAUUUUUGGGGGGCUUUAUACAUAUAAGCGUUUCUACUCACGCUUAUUAUUAUUUUAUGUUAAUUAUUAAUAUCAAUUCACGUAAUUGUAUUGUCAUUUACUGACCAAUUUCUGAAGAAUUUGUCAUUACAUUUACUUAUGCAUUACAACGUCUCUUAAAUAAUUUUCAAAUGAUUUAGAUAUUUCUCGUUUCUAAUAAAAGAGGGAAACAGGGAAAGCUAAAUAUAUCGGACUCUCUGUCACUUCGAAAUUGGGUUGAUUUGAGUGGUUAGAGGUUUCAGCAUUGUCCUGCAUAAGACAUGAUGACUUAAAUACUUCUCUUAAUAAUAUCUUAUUGAGUCUGAAGCCUAUAUGG